AUGAGAAUUGGGAUGAGUACGAGUUUGAACUCUCUUUUCUUCUUUUAUCAUGCGGGGCACGACAACGAGGGCGAAUUUCUGAUGGUACCAACGAAGACUUAUCCGAGUAACUGCGGUGUUCCUUGGCGCCAUAUCAUGGCCAACCCCAGAAAAAUGACCGGCAACGUUCUCGCCGUGAUCGACGCUUGUUAUGGAGCAGCCGCAACAGACCCCAACGCUUUGCUCGGAAACAUGAGACGAAUAGAAUUCCCUACAGCAUACGACGACGACGGCGAGGCACAGGGUCCCGGAGAAUGUUCAUGCACGCAGAUCAUACUAGACUUUCUGAAUCAGCAAGCGGAUACAUCCGAAGUCAUCAUAGCCUUCGAGAUUCAUACACGAAUGAGAAAAUGGAUGCUGGCAAUGAGAGCCAUGAUCCGAAAGUUUGGUCCACCACCCAAAGAGGGCAAGUUCGCUGCCGAGUGCGAAUCCUACCAUCGGAUCGAACGUGGGAGGACCGGCGAGAGUUGGGGAGAUGCAGGCUACGAACUUGGCUUCUACGAGACCUUUGCUGCAGUUGAAGAGGCCAUGCGACUAGUCAAAGAGACUGUGGACGAGAGGGAGCGUCUUGAGGCUGUUGAGAGAAAGGAGAGUUCCCUUAGAAACUAUGGGAAGACGUUCUGGACGAGUUUCAGACAAGAGCAGAGACUUUGA
Messenger RNA from Mollisia scopiformis, 693 nucleotides. RefSeq lists its product as uncharacterized. NCBI's taxonomy places the organism in Eukaryota, Fungi, Ascomycota, Leotiomycetes, Helotiales, Mollisiaceae. The record is from RefSeq and is a predicted model, not a curated record. The transcript is spliced from 3 exons. Bases 1 to 693 code for a protein of 230 amino acids.